UCGUGACUGGCAACGUCGUUUCGUUCGUCCGUCGCCGAAAGAAAUCGAGAAUUUUAGAAGAUUUUUGGAUUCUACUGCCCCACAAGGCAGUGCAGCUUCUUCUUCUUAGCCGCGGCGCGGGUGUGUGUGCGUGUGUGCCCCUCUCUCUCACUGUGUGCGUACGUCGUGUGUGUGUGUGUGCAGAAGAAUCCCCCCACCCACUUCAUACAAAAAAUUCAUAAAAAAUAAUUGCAAAAGAAAGAAUCUCGCUUGCCAAGAAGAAGAAACGUAUUGAUCAUAUUUAUAAACAAACAGCACACAGCCAAACAAAUCAAAAAGGACUAAACGAACGUAUAAUAUAACUGUUUAUUAUUUUUUUCGAGUGCAUUUUUGUUCGCUAAAAUAUGUGCGCGUGUAUGAGUGUCAAGUGUAAACAACAACAGCAACAUCAAAAGCAACAACAGCGACAGCAAACAUGUGCAAAAUAAGCCACAGCCAAAAAGCAACAACAGCAACAACAUAAUGAUAAUGGCUUGAAAAAAUCACACACACAACAACAACAGGCAACAACCAAAACAACAACAUCAUACCCUCACCAUUCAACAAACAACUACAACAAAAUCCCCCACACAACAACAAGAAGAAACCCCCUUCCAAGAAAUCAAAAAAUUCUUUUUCGGAACUAAAGUGAACAAAAUACAAAACAUAACAUAACCAUAAUAAUAAUAAUAACACACAGAAAUUGGCUUAUUUAUGAAUUUUUUUGAGCACGUAACAAGAAACAUACUACUUAAGGUGUAAAUGUGAUGACUAAAAACGAAAACCAUUAAAUAACAACUAACUAACAAGUAAAAUCGAAACGACAACAGAACAGAAUAAUGCCAGGCCUUAUUAGCCCCAAAUUGGUAGAAUCCAAAAACUGAAAAACCCCAAAAAACCUAAGCAAAAACUGACUGAGAAUUAUUGAAUUAACCCAAGAAAGCCCACGAAUGCAGCCAACAUUGCCACAAGCCGCUGGGACAGCCGAUAUGGAUCUGACGGCUGUUCAAUCAAUCAACGAUUGGUUUUUCAAAAAGGAGCAAAUUUAUUUAUUGGCACAGUUUUGGCAACAGCGCGCAACCCUUGCCGAAAAGGAAGUGAACACACUCAAAGAGCAGCUAUCCACCGGCAAUCCCGAAAGCAACCUCAACAGCGAAAACAGCGAUACAGCGGCAGCGGCAGCAACAGCAGCAGCAGUUGCAGCAGUUGUUGCAGGAGCAACAGCAACAAACGACAUCGAGGACGAGCAGCAGCAACAGUUGCAGCAGACGGCCAGCGGCGGCAUUUUGGAAAGCGACAGCGACAAGCUGCUGAACAGCUCCAUUGUUGCAGCGGCCAUAACGCUGCAGCAGCAGAACGGCAGCAAUCUGCUGGCCAACACAAACACGCCGUCGCCCUCGCCGCCGUUGCUCAGCGCCGAGCAGCAGCAGCAGUUGCAGAGCAGUUUGCAACAGAGCGGCGGUGUUGGCGGCGCCUGCCUCAAUCCCAAGCUUUUCUUCAAUCACGCCCAGCAGAUGAUGAUGAUGGAGGCGGCAGCCGCGGCAGCAGCGGCGGCAUUGCAACAGCAGCAGCAACAGCAAUCACCCCUCCAUUCGCCGGCGAAUGAAGUUGCGAUUCCCACAGAACAGCCAGCGGCAACGGUAGCAACAGGAGCCGCUGCUACAGCAGCCGCAGCAGCAACACCGAUUGCAACUGGCAACGUCAAGAGCGGCAGCACCACCAGCAACGUCAAUCACACCAACAGCAACAAUAGUCACCAGGACGAGGAGGAGCUGGACGAAGAGGAGGAGGAGGAGGAGGAUGAGGACGAGGAUGAUGAGGAGGAGAAUGCCUCGAUGCAAUCGAAUGCUGAUGACAUGGAGCUGGAUGCGCAGCAAGAAACCAGAACUGAGCCAAGUGCAACAACACAACAGCAGCAUCAGCAGGAUGCAGAGGAUCUUGAGGAGAACAAGGAUGCGGGGGAGGCUAGUUUAAAUGUUAGCAAUAAUCACAAUACAACCGAUAGCAAUAAUAGUUGUAGUCGAAAGAACAACAAUGGCGGCAACGAAAGUGAGCAACAUGUGGCCAGUUCGGCGGAGGACGAUGAUUGCGCCAACAACAAUACAAAUACCAGCAAUAACAACAAUACCAGCAACACCGCCACCAGCAACACGAACAACAACAAUAAUAACAACAGCAGCAGCGGCAACAGCGAGAAGCGCAAGAAGAAGAACAAUAACAACAACAACGGCCAGCCUGCUGUUCUAUUAGCUGCCAAAGAUAAAGAGAUUAAAGCACUUCUGGACGAACUGCAGCGCUUGAGGGCGCAGGAGCAGACGCAUCUGGUGCAGAUCCAGAGACUGGAGGAACAUCUUGAGGUCAAGCGUCAGCACAUCAUUCGAUUGGAGGCACGUCUGGAUAAGCAGCAAAUUAAUGAGGCGCUGGCCGAGGCGACCGCUUUGUCAGCUGCCGCCGCAACCAACAACAACAAUAAUAGCCAGAGCAACGACAACAAUAAGAAGCUUAAUACCGCUGCAGAAAGAGCGAUGGAUGCGUCAUCAUCCAUUGCCGAUCUACCGGAGUCCACAAAGGCUCCAGUUCCGACGGAGGAUGACGAAGAAGAUGAGGAUCAGGCCAUGCUGGUGGAUUCCGAGGAAGCGGAGGACAAGCCAGAGGACUCACAUCACGAUGACGACGAAGAUGAGGACGAGGAUCGGGAGGCGGUCAAUGCCACCACAACCGAUAGCAACGAGCUCAAAAUCAAAAAGGAACAGCACAGUCCGCUGGAUCUAAAUGUGCUCAGUCCGAAUUCGGCCAUUGCCGCUGCAGCUGCGGCCGCCGCUGCCGCCGCCUGCGCUAAUGACCCCAACAAAUUCCAGGCUCUGCUCAUCGAGCGGACCAAAGCCUUGGCCGCAGAGGCGCUCAAGAAUGGUGCCAGCGAUGCCCUCAGCGAAGAAACCAACCGAAAUCAUGAAGACGAAGACGAAGUGUCGCCAGCAGCAACUGCAACUGCAACACUCGCAACGCCUGCAACAGUGGCAACACCAAUUGAAACACUGGCCACCGAUUCGGAAGCAAAAGCCAGCAAUGACAUGGCGACCAAGCAGGAAAUCGAAGAAGUGGAUGAUGAGGAUACCACCGAUGAACCGGUAAUCCUGCCGGAGCAACUAGUCAACGACUAUUGGCGACGGGGCUUUGUCGAAUCGGGGAAUAACACUAAUACGAGCACCGCUGCAAUGCCAGGGAGCAAAACGCCAACAAUUUAUCAAAAUUUUAAGGUCGAGCAGCAGGCACAGUUGCUGCCGCCACCGCCGCCACCACCACCACCCCCGCAGCAACAAAAUCAACAGCAGCAACAACAACAUCUACACUUUUCACAGCAACAACAACAACAACAUCAGCAGCAACAUGGACCAUCGUCCACAGCCCUGCUUAGUCAACUGGUUAACUCAACAUUUUCCAACUCUUCCAACUCUUCUCGCCUAGAUGCCCACCAUCAGCAGCACCACCAACAGCAGCACCACCACCAGCAACAACACCACCAGCAACAGCACCUCCACCAGCAACAUCACCAUCACCUGCAACAACCAAGCAGCGGCAGCAACAGCAAUCCAGCGAACAACGACCACCAUCAUGGACACCAUUUGCAUGGCCAUGGCUUGCUGCAUUCUUCGGCGGCGCACCAUCUGCACCACCAGACGACCGAAUCUAAUUCGAAUUCGAGUACACCCACAGCGGCGGGAAAUAACAAUGGUAGCAACAACAGCUCCAGCAACACAAAUGCCAAUAGUACCGCUCAAUUGGCCGCCAGUUUGGCCAGUACACUCAAUGGCAGCAAGUCCCUGAUGCAGGAGGAUAGCAAUGGCUUGGCCGCCGCCGCCAUGGCGGCUCAUGCCCAACAUGCGGCAGCCUUGGGACCAGGAUUUUUGCCCGGCCUUCCAGCCUUUCAGUUUGCCGCCGCCCAAGUGGCCGCCGGUGGCGAUGGACGGGGUCAUUACCGUUUCGCCGACUCGGAACUGCAAUUGCCACCGGGUGCUUCGAUGGCCGGUCGUCUUGGAGAAUCGCUCAUACCCAAGGGUGAUCCCAUGGAGGCCAAGCUUCAGGAGAUGUUGCGCUACAACAUGGACAAGUACGCCAAUCAGGCGCUGGAUACCCUGCACAUUUCGCGACGUGUCCGCGAACUGCUAUCGGUGCACAACAUUGGCCAGCGACUAUUUGCCAAAUACAUACUGGGCCUGUCGCAGGGCACCGUUUCCGAGCUGCUGAGCAAACCCAAGCCGUGGGACAAGUUGACGGAGAAGGGACGCGAUAGCUACCGUAAAAUGCACGCCUGGGCCUGUGACGAUAAUGCCGUCAUGCUGCUUAAAUCGCUGAUACCCAAGAAAGAUUCUGGACUGCCGCAGUAUGCUGGUCGUGGAGCCGGCGGCGCUGGCGGCGAUGAUUCCAUGUCCGAGGAUAGGAUUGCACAUAUCCUCAGCGAAGCCUCUUCGCUGAUGAAACAGAGCAGUGUGGCCCAGCAUCGGGAACAGGAGCGUCGCAGUCACGGCGGCGAGGAUUCACACAGCAACGAGGACAGCAAAUCGCCACCGCAGAGCUGCACGUCGCCGUUCUUCAAGGUGGAACAGCAGCUGAAGCAGCACCAGCAUCUUAAUCCCGAGCAGGCUGCUGCCGCUCAGCAAAGGGAAAGGGAACGCGAGCAACGAGAACGGGAGCAGCAGCAGCGACUGCGGCACGACGACCAAGACAAGAUGGCUCGUCUCUACCAGGAGCUGAUUGCACGCACCCCGCGUGAGACGGCUUUUCCAAGCUUUCUCUUCUCACCCUCGCUAUUUGGAGGAGCUGCUGGCAUGCCAGGAGCAGCCAGCAAUGCCUUUCCCGCCAUGGCCGAUGAAAAUAUGCGUCACGUCUUUGAACGUGAGAUUGCCAAGCUGCAGCAGCACCAACAGCAACAACAAGCUGCCCAGGCUCAGGCACAGUUCCCCAACUUCUCGAGCCUGAUGGCUCUGCAACAGCAGGUUCUCAACGGAGCCCAGGAUCUCUCGUUAGCUGCCGCUGCAGCCAAGGACAUCAAGUUGAACGGUCAGCGAUCCUCGUUGGAGCACAGUGCCGGCAGCAGCAGUUGUUCAAAAGAUGGCGAACGAGAUGAUGCGUAUCCAAGUUCCCUACAUGGUCGCAAAUCCGAGGGAGGUGGCACACCCGCACCACCUGCCCCACCAUCUGGCCCAGGAGCCGGAGCAGGAGCCCCACCCACAGCAGCACCACCAACCGGGGGUGCCAGCAGCAAUUCGGCAGCACCCAGUCCCCUAAGCAAUUCAAUCCUUCCACCGGCAUUGAGCAGCCAAGGGGAGGAGUUCGCCGCGACAGCAAGUCCUUUGCAGCGAAUGGCCUCGAUCACCAAUUCACUGAUUACCCAACCCCCGGUGACGCCGCACCACAGUACGCCACAGCGACCCACCAAGGCGGUUCUGCCACCGAUCACCCAGCAACAGUUCGAUAUGUUCAACAACCUUAACACCGAGGAUAUAGUCAGACGUGUGAAGGAGGCCCUGUCGCAGUACUCCAUCUCCCAGCGAUUGUUCGGCGAGUCCGUGCUGGGUUUGUCGCAGGGAUCGGUCUCCGAUUUACUGGCUAGACCCAAGCCAUGGCACAUGCUCACUCAAAAGGGCCGUGAACCCUUCAUUCGCAUGAAGAUGUUCCUUGAGGAUGAGAACGCGGUGCACAAACUGGUGGCCAGUCAAUACAAGAUUGCCCCCGAGAAGCUAAUGCGAACGGGCAGUUACAGUGGAAGUCCGCAGAUGCCACAGGGAUUGGCAAGCAAAAUGCAGGCUGCCUCCUUGCCCAUGCAGAAGAUGAUGAGCGAACUCAAGCUGCAGGAACCAGCACAGGCGCAGCACUUAAUGCAACAAAUGCAGGCGGCGGCCAUGUCGGCAGCAAUGCAGCAGCAGCAAGUGGCGCAAGCGCAGCAGCAGGCUCAGCAGGCGCAACAGGCACAACAGCAUUUGCAGCAGCAGGCGCAGCAGCAUUUGCAACAGCAGCAACAUCUCGCCCAGCAGCAACACCCCCAUCAGCAGCACCAUCAAGCAGCCGCAGCGGCUGCCGCAUUGCACCACCAAAGCAUGCUUCUGACCUCGCCCGGACUGCCACCCCAGCAUGCCAUCAGCCUGCCACCUUCAGCGGGUGGAGCCCAACCAGGGGGUCCUGGUGGUAAUCAGGGUAGCUCAAAUCCCUCAAACAGCGAAAAGAAACCCAUGCUGAUGCCGGUUCAUGGCACAAAUGCCAUGAGAAGUUUACACCAGCACAUGUCGCCCACCGUUUACGAAAUGGCCGCUUUAACCCAAGAUCUGGACACCCACGACAUCACCACCAAGAUCAAGGAGGCGUUGUUGGCCAACAAUAUUGGCCAGAAAAUAUUUGGCGAAGCCGUUUUGGGACUUUCCCAGGGAUCCGUAUCUGAGCUGCUGAGCAAACCGAAGCCCUGGCACAUGCUCUCCAUCAAGGGCAGGGAACCCUUCAUCCGGAUGCAAUUGUGGCUCAGUGAUGCCAACAAUGUGGAACGAUUGCAGUUGCUGAAGAAUGAGCGACGCGAGGCCAGCAAACGAAGGAGGAGCACGGGCCCGAACCAACAGGACAAUAGUAGCGAUACCUCCAGCAAUGAUACCAAUGACUUCUAUACCAGCAGUCCGGGUCCAGGAUCCGUCGGUUCGGGUGUCGGUGGUGCUCCGCCGAGCAAAAAGCAGCGUGUCCUCUUCUCCGAGGAGCAAAAGGAGGCACUCCGUCUGGCAUUCGCCUUGGAUCCGUAUCCAAAUGUGGGCACCAUCGAGUUUCUGGCCAAUGAGUUGGGCUUGGCAACGCGGACGAUCACCAACUGGUUCCACAAUCAUCGCAUGCGAUUGAAGCAACAGGUGCCACACGGACCUGCCGGUCAAGAUAAUCCGAUACCGAGUCGCGAGAGUACAAGUGCCACGCCCUUCGAUCCCGUCCAAUUCCGCAUUCUGCUGCAGCAGCGUCUACUGGAGCUCCACAAGGAACGAAUGGGCAUGAGCGGUGCCCCCAUUCCCUAUCCGCCGUACUUUGCUGCCGCUGCCAUUUUGGGCCGCAGUCUGGCGGGGAUUCCCGGUGCGGCAGCGGCCGCAGGAGCAGCUGCAGCAGCCGCCGCAGUUGGCGCCUCUGGCGGUGAUGAGUUGCAGGCCCUGAAUCAGGCCUUCAAGGAGCAGAUGAGCGGUCUGGAUCUGUCGAUGCCCACCUUAAAGCGGGAACGCAGCGAUGACUAUCAGGACGAUUUGGAACUGGAGGGCGGUGGCCACAAUCUUAGCGACAACGAAUCGCUGGAGGGUCAGGAGCCGGAGGACAAGACCACCGACUACGAGAAGGUGCUGCACAAAUCCGCUUUGGCCGCUGCCGCCGCUUACAUGUCCAAUGCAGUGCGGAGCUCACGACGAAAGCCAGCUGCCCCACAGUGGGUCAAUCCCGCCGGAGCGGUGACCAAUCCAAGUGCUGUAGUUGCAGCCGUUGCUGCGGCCGCAGCUGCCGCGGCGGACAAUGAACGAAUCAUCAACGGGGUGUGCGUGAUGCAGGCCUCCGAGUACGGCCGCGAUGAUACUGAUAGCAACAAGCCAACGGACGGCGGCAAUGAUUCCGAUCAUGAGCACGCCCAGCUGGAGAUCGAUCAGCGUUUCAUGGAACCGGAGGUGCACAUCAAACAGGAAGAGGACGACGAUGAGGAGCAAUCGGGAUCGGUUAAUCUGGACAACGAGGACAAUGCGACUAGCGAGCAAAAACUGAAGGUGAUCAACGAAGAGAAGCUGCGAAUGGUCCGAGUUCGCCGGCUGAGCAGCACUGGUGGUGGUUCCUCUGAGGAAAUGCCAGCUCCCCUCGCACCACCGCCUCCUCCACCAGCAACUUCUUCUAUCGUCAGUGGAGAAAGCACCACCAGCAGCAGCAGUAGUAGCAGCAGCAACACCAGCAGCAGCACACCAGCGGUAACGACUGUAGCUGCAACUGCGGCAGCCGGUUGGAACUAUUAAAGUAAAACAAUUAACAGAACUAAAUAUGAAUUCAGUGCAAUGUGUAGAGAAGCGGAGAUGAAAACGCGUUUACUUGUGAUUAAGUUUGAAUGUUUAAGCGAUGUGAGGACCCAGGAGAUAUGCAUACAUACAUAUAAAUAGCACUUAGGCUUUAGAAAACUAUUUUUUUUUUGUUUUUUUUUAUUAAACAUUAACUACUAAAUAUAGGCGUUAGUUGUAGCCGUUAAGGUAGCCUUAGGUUUGAGGAGUUGUAAUAGUUGUAGCUAAAAGUUUAGAGACGCUAUGCGAUGAUGAUAAUUAUGAUGAGAGAGCAGCGCAAAAGUAUUAAUGAGAAAAUAAACCCCAUUUAAGAACCCCGACUUGCCGAAGAACUUUAACCAAAAUGUCGAGAUCCGAUUGAUAGUGAAAGAUUUGAUCUUGCAAAGAUUUUCGAUUUCGAUUUUUCGAUUUGUUUCUACUUGAAGACUGUAAGCAAAGGCGGUAGGAUUGAUAACUACAAACGUAAUUCUAUUCUACAUACAUUUUUUUUGAGAAACUAUUAUAUGAUUAUUAGCAGUUUAGCUGGUUAAGUGUAAAUAAAUAAUUAAAUGAAUGAUGAUGACGAUUGAUGGUGUACAUAGAUUUCUCGCGAGGCAUGAUCUUGCUGUCGUUCUUCCUAAAAAAAUCCUACCUUCUACCACCCUCAGCAACCGACUUGUUUAACUAUCUUUUGAUCUCAAGCAAAAAACAAAACAAAACUAAUACGAAACGAAACAAAACAAUGCAGAAAUUGAAAGGGAAAUGUGGAAGGCAUGGAGUGAAAAUCCAAAGUAAAAGAUAGUUAAAAGAAAGCUGAUUUGCAGCGAGCAGAAAAGUUUUCCCCUAUUUUGUUGCCCAAAUAAAAUAUAAAUAUGUCGAUGAGGAAAGGAAAGGCAAAUCGAGAAAAAAAAUAUAUAACAAUAAUCUUUGUAAAUUCUGAAUUUACAUAAAAAAUCACACACAUAAAAUACACCUACACAACAAAAACACACACACAAAUUGAGUAAUUCAUAAUUAUAGCAAAAAUAAACAUGCAAAAUGCACUAAAUUAUUUAUAAUCUAAUUAUUCUAUACAUAAUUAUAUAUGAUUAUACAUAUGCAUAUAAAGCGAAAAAUGGAAAAUUUAUCAACUUAGCCUAACGGUAAUUUAAAUUUGCAUUAAACCCUAGCAUAAAUAACAACAAUUUUUUUCUGUGAAUCUAAAAUAUUUAAAGAUAAAAAUAAAAAACACAAACCGCAUAUCGUACUAAAGAAAUUACACAAAAGAAAAAAUAUAAAAAAAAAUAAGAAAUCAAUAAGCUAAGACAGCCAAUUUUUUUUGCCUAGAUCUUAAGUUUACAACGUAAUCGUAAUAUUAAAUAAAUUACAAAAUAAACAAACAAAAAAAUAAAAAAUAAUCUGUUUUCCUAUAUGAACAAGAGACAACAUAGAAAACCAAGAAGAGCAAAAAAACAAAUUUUAAGAAAUAUUUAAACCUUUUUUUUCCUAGGCUAAAUGUUUAAGCUAAACAAAAAACAGAUUUCUCAAACCAAAAAAGCUAAAUAAAUUAAAAUUACACGAAACCAUUUUUGCAUAGGCCCAAAAUUUGCCGCGUUAUUAUUAUUAUUAUUACAUACAUAUAUA
Drosophila mauritiana is the source of this 9662-nucleotide messenger RNA. RefSeq names its product homeobox protein cut (gene cut). NCBI's taxonomy places the organism in Eukaryota, Metazoa, Arthropoda, Insecta, Diptera, Drosophilidae. The coding region runs from base 969 to 8021 and encodes 2350 amino acids. The record is from RefSeq and is a predicted model, not a curated record. The transcript has 7 exons. Gene Ontology annotation, biological process: regulation of DNA-templated transcription. Gene Ontology annotation, molecular function: DNA binding; DNA-binding transcription factor activity, RNA polymerase II-specific.